Colletotrichum destructivum is the source of this 1970-nucleotide messenger RNA. Its product is annotated as Putative translation initiation factor 2, alpha subunit, nucleic acid-binding, IF2a, S1. The record is from RefSeq and is a predicted model, not a curated record. The transcript has 3 exons. Gene Ontology annotation, biological process: translational initiation. Gene Ontology annotation, cellular component: eukaryotic translation initiation factor 2 complex; eukaryotic 48S preinitiation complex. NCBI's taxonomy places the organism in Eukaryota, Fungi, Ascomycota, Sordariomycetes, Glomerellales, Glomerellaceae. Gene Ontology annotation, molecular function: RNA binding; translation initiation factor activity; ribosome binding. The coding region runs from base 338 to 1273 and encodes 311 amino acids.
CUGCGAUUUGUGAACCGCAGUAGCAAAAUUGUGACUCGAUCGCCCAAUCACCAACGCAACGCUGCUCACCCUCAAGGCCUCCUCUUCUUCGCCUUUUCGACGUCACCUUCCUCCUCGGAACAACCGAUCCGACCUCAGCGAUACCGACCCAACGAGCAGGCGGAAUUUUUACAGAGCACAGAGGAAACUAGCUGCCCAAAAGACGACUAGGAGGAACGUGUAAAAAGCCCGCGCGCCUUCUUUCGCACCCCGCCCCUCCUCCACACCUCGACCUUUACAUAACCCAACCGCCGCCACAACCCUCCGUACUCGACGACUUCGAGAACCAGCAGCGAAGAUGGCGGAACCGAACUACAGCCACUUUCGAUACUUCGAAAACAAGUAUCCUGAGAUCGAUGAGUUCGUCAUGGUCAACGUCAAGCAGAUCGCCGAGAUGGGCGCGUACGUCAAGCUGCUCGAGUACGACAACAUUGACGGCAUGAUCCUGCUUUCCGAGCUGUCGAGACGUCGUAUCAGAAGUAUCCAGAAGCUUAUCCGAGUGGGCCGCAACGAGGUCGUCGUCGUGCUCCGUGUCGACAAGGAGAAGGGUUAUAUCGAUCUCAGCAAGCGCCGUGUGUCGCCGGAGGAUAUCAUCAAGUGCGAGGAGCGGUACAACAAGGGCAAGAUGGUCCACUCCAUCAUGCGCCACGUCGCCGAGAAGACCCUUACCCCUAUCGAGCAGCUGUACGAAACCAUCGCAUGGCCUCUCAACAAGAAGUACGGCCAUGCGAUUGACGCCUUCAAGCUGUCUAUCACGAACGCUGAGGUCUGGAACGACGCCACCUUCCCCAGCGAGGCCGUCUCGGAGGAGUUGAAGUCAUAUAUCGCGAAGCGGCUUACUCCCCAGCCCACCAAGGUCCGUGCCGAUGUCGAGGUGACCUGCUUUGGGUAUGAGGGCAUCGACGCUGUCAAGGCCGCCCUGCGCACCGCCGAGUCGCGCAACGACGACCAGACUCAGGUUAAGGUCAGGCUCGUGUCCCCCCCAUUGUACGUCUUGACCAGCACGUGCUUGGAUAAGCAGCUGGGUAUCGCCAGACUCGAGGAGGCCAUUGUCGAGAUUCGGACCAGUAUCGAAGCCGCCGGCGGCUCGCUCGUCGUCAAGAUGGAGCCCAAGGCCGUCACGGAGAGCGAUGACGCCGAGCUGCAGGCCCUUAUGGAGAAGAGGGAGCGCGAGAACGCCGAGGUCAGCGGUGACGAGAGUGUCAGCGAGAGCGAUGACAACCCGGAGGUCUAAAUUUUAUCUGGAGUCAUCAUCAAAACAAAAAAGGGGCGGCUGGUAGAAUGAGCGUAUCGGCAGGCUUGGAACCCCGAGCGGUUCUAAUGAGACGACCAAAAGAAGAAUUCAACCAUUUCAAACUGUUCCCUCGGAUGGUAGUGAGUGAGAGCUGGGUGGAUGCUGCUAAUACAAAGACUACUCAGCAAGCAGGAUUCAUUGCGCUGCUAAGUCAUGUCGAUAUACACCACGAGGACACGAAUGUUGAGAAAACAGUGUUCUUUCAAAACGACGACAAACAGACACAGCAGCUAUGCUACACAGGAAGAAAGAUAGCCAUGUUGAUGGUGCCUAUAUUGGUUAUCUAACCCCAUCAAAACGAAUCGCAGGUGUCCAAGUCGCCAGAGUGUGUUGUUUUCAAUCUGGUUGUUCACUAAACAAGCAUUGCUGCUCGUCUACGCACAGAAUCCACCCUUCGGUCGUGAUACUUAUGAUCUGUAGUUCCCCUCGACUCAACCACCGUCAACGAACCAUGCCGCCUUGGUAACAAACUUAGACUCGUCGCCAAGAGGACACGCAAUCGACGCGGCAUCGGCGCGGCAAUCAACGUGGCAAUCUCCCACGGCUCGGCAAUGCGCUUGGUUAUACACGGCACUGUGUCGGUGCUGAGCCCGAACUGACCUGCCGGACUUUCAAAUGGCUUUGAUAUUAUCUCCGU